Mercenaria mercenaria is the source of this 3047-nucleotide messenger RNA. RefSeq lists its product as uncharacterized. The coding region runs from base 1 to 2055 and encodes 684 amino acids. The transcript has 10 exons. The record is from RefSeq and is a predicted model, not a curated record. Lineage: Eukaryota; Metazoa; Mollusca; Bivalvia; Venerida; Veneridae.
AUGGCAUUAUCUCAUUUGGUGGCUUCAGACUGUUUCCGGACAACGACGUAUGAGUAUAAAGGCCACCAGCAGACGACGAAGAAUGGAGAGACAUGUAUAAGAUGGGAUUCUUUUGGUCAUGAAUACAGUAAUCCUGAUAAAGUCACGGAAGCUACGACAUCUGAAGACGAAAAUUACUGUCGUGAUCCGGAUAGACAUGGUUAUCUCUGGUGCUAUGUGUCCUCAGAUCAUGACUGGGGAAAGUGCGACAUUGACAAAUGUGUUACUGUCGACGUGAACCAAUGUGGAAGUCUGAAGAUAGAACAGCCGACUAUAUUGAGCAGAAAUGUUACCUUUACUUUUACUCCGGAAACAACCUCAGACGCAGACAUGGUCUGGCAGCGGGCAAAUGAAAGAAAUUCAUGGAGUACACUUCCUAAACAUAAAAAGUUUACUCAAUAUUUUCAAGAUGGAACGUAUUACUUGGUUUUAACUGACGCUGCCAGAGGCUAUGACGAUGUAUUUUACCGUGUUGAUUAUAAGAACAAUAGCGUUAGCUGUUUAAUGGAGACUCCUAAACUUCAGCUUCAAGAUAUAUCAAGCUAUAAAUGUGGAUUUGUUUACCUAAGAACAACAAAAGUGAAAGAAGGCGAGAACGUAGAACUAGAAUAUUAUCCAUCGGAAUAUGUUAAUCAAUAUCCAGAACAAACUGUACGACAAUGGAUGCAUUCUGCAGUUCAACCUGUUUCAAUAACCUUGACGAAAGAUGUGUAUGAGGAAGAAAGGGAACCGAAUGAUAAAUAUGUGUUGACUAUUAUUAUGUUCAAUGAUCGAAUGAAUGGCCGAUACGGAGUUUACUGUGGCAGUGCAGCGGGCUAUUCAAAUAUGGUCAAAGUGAUAUUACCAGGUGCAACCGAUUUUAAUUUGAACAUUUCUUGUAAGGGGUGUAUUGUUGGUGAGGAUGGUGAUCACUUCAGUGUUCUCUGCAAGACAAGUGGUGGUACACAACCAAUAAAAGUCACCAUGUCAAUAGGAAAUGAAUCGCUAAGCCCGCAUCGAUAUAAUGAAACAGCGGGUAACAUGGCAUUCUUUACUCUUCUCAACAGACAUCAUAUGGCAAAUAUGACCUGCACAGUUAUGAACGAUGCAUUAACAUCGCCUUUUAUCAUCACUGCACAUGUGUAUGUUAUCAAGUCGCCUAUAUUCCAUUUGUUUAUGGUACCUGGGAUCUUAAAAGAAGGAGAAACCGUUAAUAUUACUUGCGUAGUAAAAAAUGGCAGGCCUGCUCCAAAAGUACGCAUGAAAGUUUCUGAUACUGAAGUACCGUCUGCUGUCCAGACGGAUUAUUUCAACACUUCCACCUCUUUAAACACUAAUGCUGUCACCAUGACAACAUUUGAGCCAAUCUGGAACAGGGAAAACAUCACAUGUUGUCGUUACAGUGAAUGGUACAAGAUCACCAGCGAGUGUUCCCCGCCAAAACAGGUCACAUUUUUGUAUUCGCCUGUUAUUGAAUUCAACAUAUCCGGUUCAGUUUUGAAUAUUUCUGAAGGAGAACGGGUAUACGUAAAGUGUUCAGUCAAAAGCUUGCGCACCUUCAACAUUUCGUGGAUGGAACAUACUGAUGGUGGAAACAUAUAUCAAAAGCACUGUCACAUGAAAACAGACUGCGUCAUAGUAAUUGAUGCGUAUCGUAUUUCACAACGGCAUUUGAAUUGCCAGACCCGUUAUUUACAAACAACGGAUAAAAAGACAUUGACUGUUAACAUUUAUGAGAAAGCUGAGCAACGUUUCAACAAACAGGAUACCUGUGGCUCUGGAGGCAACUCGUUUAUCUGGAUCAUUAUUAGUUCUUGUUUAACUGCUGUCCUCAUUGGUGUAUUCAUCGCAUGUCUAGUUGCAAUAAAGAAAAUGAAGACUACUAAAGCAAAAUGGGAAGAGAAUAAAAUGAGACGAAGUACAAGUGUUGGUGGAAGGAGGAACGAUGUAGAACUUGAAGACCGUGCGUAUGAAGACUUGAAUGCCAGGGAUGCAAGUGGGCAAUUAGAAACAACAUAUUCUCAACUCUCUCCAUAGACCCAACCGGAUGGAACCAGAAAGUAUUGCUCCAGCGAUAGCAAUAAAUACGUCAUGUGACUUGAAAAAAAGUAAAAAAAUAAUUGAUAUCCCUGUUUCACAUGCAGUUUGGGGAACAUGUCUUCAAACGAAAUAUUGUUCAAACUGUGGAAAUGGGUGUGAAAUUAAAAGGCACCUUUCCGGACAGAAAUAGUUAAAUAUUUAAAAUAUAUAGACCUGACCAUAGCUCAACAUUUCUUAAUUGAUUGAAGAACGCCAGUUUAACAUGCAUUUCGAUAAUGAAACUGUCCUAUUUAUUUACAGAACAUUGUAAAUACAACAUUUGUGAAUUUAUACUUUUGCUAAACCUUUCUCAUAAAACAAGUAGCCUAUGUUACAAAAACAAAAAUCGUGUCCAUUCUGUUGCUUUACGUAGAUUGAGGUACUCUGGAAAUGUCCAUAUUUUGAUAUGGCAAUACAAAGAAUGUAACGUUGUAAGUGUUCACGUUAAAACGUUUUUGCAAAUUUUACAAACCAAAUAUAAAAUUUUAAACAUGCAUAUUAACUUGUAGAGAUAUAUAGGAGUGUAUAGGAAUGCAUGUGCAAUUUGUAAAUCGCAUCCUCUGUGGUCUCUUGGGAUGAGCAUGUAGGAGUAGAAACGGUGAUUUGUUCUAAAUUAAAACCACAAACUGUUUUAUGUUUCACUUGACAAGCUUAAUUACGGUGAACACUUUACCCUUGUACCAUAUUGAGAGGAUUGAGGACACUUGUAAUGAGCACAGAAUAGAAAUUCUGUUCACACAAAUCCAUAGCGUAUUUUUACUUUAGACCUAUAAUGGUAAUACAUAUGAUGAUAUAUUCUAAAUUAUUAAAUUAAUUGCAUACUAUUAUACAUUUUAUCUUAAUGUGAUCAAAAUUACUAAAGAUCAUUUUUUCUGUACUGCCCCAUUAGGACUUUAUGCAUCUAAAUUGUUAAGUAAAUAACUAUAAGAAUCUGUUCGGGUUGCUCAGGG